Molecule: messenger RNA, 3398 nt
Organism: Oryzias latipes (Japanese medaka)
Lineage: Eukaryota; Metazoa; Chordata; Actinopteri; Beloniformes; Adrianichthyidae
Gene: pygmb
Product: phosphorylase, glycogen, muscle b
Biological process (GO): glycogen catabolic process
Cellular component (GO): cytoplasm
Molecular function (GO): pyridoxal phosphate binding; glycogen phosphorylase activity
Source: RefSeq, a predicted model, not a curated record
AUGGCCAAACCGCUGAGCGACCAGGAGCGCCGGAAGCAGAUCUCCGUGCGGGGACUGGCCGGGGUGGAGAAUGUCGCCGACCUGAAAACCAAUUUCAACCGACACCUUCAUUUCACCCUGGUGAAGGACCGGAACGUAGCGACCAAACGGGACUAUUACUUCGCCCUGGCCAACACGGUCCGGGACCACCUGGUGGGCCGCUGGAUCCGGACGCAGCAGCACUACUACGAGAAGGACCCGAAGCGGGUCUACUACCUCUCCCUGGAGUUCUACAUGGGACGCACUCUGCAGAACACCAUGGUGAACCUGGGCCUGGAGAGCGCCUGUGAUGAGGCCAUCUACCAGUUGGGGCUGGACAUGGAGGAGCUGCAGGACAUUGAGGAAGAUGCAGGGCUGGGGAACGGAGGACUGGGCCGCCUUGCUGCCUGUUUCCUGGACUCCAUGGCCUCUCUGGGUCUGGCCGCCUACGGUUACGGCAUUCGCUACGAGUUUGGCAUUUUCAAUCAGAAGGUGGUCAACGGCUGGCAGGUGGAAGAGGCUGAUGAUUGGCUGCGCUACGGUAACCCGUGGGAGAAGGCGCGCCCCGAGUACAUGCGGCCCGUCCACUUCUAUGGCCGGGUCCAGCACACGGCCGAAGGAGUCAAAUGGGUCGACACGCAGGUGGUUCUGGCUCUUCCGUAUGACACCCCUGUUCCUGGAUACCGAAACAACAUCGUGAACACCAUGAGGCUGUGGUCUGCCAAGGCCCCCUGUGACUUCAACCUCAAAGACUUUAACGUUGGAGGCUACAUCCAAGCUGUGCUGGACAGGAACCUGGCGGAGAACAUCUCCAGAGUUCUGUACCCCAACGACAACUUCUUUGAGGGGAAGGAGCUGCGGCUGAAGCAGGAGUACUUUGUCGUGGCAGCAACUCUUCAAGACAUCAUUCGCCGGUUCAAAGCCUCCAAGUUCGGCUCCACAGAGUUUGUGAGGAUCGAUCUCUCUACUCUGCCAGACAAGGUGGCCAUCCAGCUAAACGACACCCACCCUGCUCUGGCCAUUCCUGAGCUGAUGAGGAUCCUGGUGGACGUGGAGAAGCUCUCAUGGGAGAAGGCUUGGGACAUCGUGAUCCGUACGUGUGCCUACACCAACCACACCGUCCUGCCGGAGGCGCUGGAGCGCUGGCCCGUCGACCUGUUUCAGAACCUGCUGCCCAGACACCUGGAGAUCAUCUAUGAGAUCAACAGGAGGCACAUGGAGCGCAUCACUCAGCUCUACCCCGGAGACGUUGACCGCAUGCGCAGAAUGUCCCUGAUCGAGGAAGGGGACGUCAAGAAAAUCAACAUGGCCCACCUGUGCAUCGUGGGGUCUCACGCCGUCAACGGGGUGGCCCGCAUCCACUCUGACAUCAUCAAAAGCACCGUAUUCAAGGAUUUCUAUGAAAUGGAUCCGCACAAGUUCCAGAACAAGACCAACGGGAUCACCCCCCGGCGCUGGCUGGUCAUGUGUAACCCGGGGCUCGCCGACGUCAUCGCUGAGAGGAUCGGAGAGGAUUACAUCCGGGACCUGGACCAACUGAAGAAGCUGCUGGACUUUGUAGACGACGAGGCGCUCAUCCGAGAUGUCGCUAAAGUCAAACAGGAGAACAAGCUGAAGUUUGCCGCCCACCUGGAGGAACACUACAAGGUGAAGAUCAACAGUGACUCCAUGUUUGACAUCCAUGUGAAGAGGAUCCACGAAUACAAACGGCAGCUGCUCAACUGCCUGCACAUCAUCACUCUGUACAACCGCAUCAAGAAGGAGCCCAACAAGAAAUGGACCCCAAGGACCAUCAUGAUUGGAGGGAAAGCAGCUCCAGGCUACCACACGGCCAAGAUGAUCAUCAAACUCAUCACAUCCAUCGGUGACGUGGUCAACAACGAUCCGGUCGUGGGAGACCGGCUGAAGGUCAUUUUCCUGGAGAACUACCGAGUGACUCUGGCUGAAAAGGUCAUCCCUGCGGCCGACCUGUCGGAGCAGAUCUCCACUGCAGGGACCGAGGCCUCCGGCACCGGAAACAUGAAAUUCAUGCUGAACGGCGCUCUGACCAUUGGCACCAUGGAUGGAGCCAAUGUGGAGAUGGCAGAGGAGGCUGGAGAGGAAAACCUCUUCAUCUUCGGCAUGAGGGUGGAUGACGUGGAGGCUCUGGACAAGAAAGGUUAUGACGCCAUGUCGUACUACAACCGGAUCCCAGAGCUGAAGCAGGCGGUGGACCAGAUCUCAGGAGGCUUCUUCAGUCCAGACCAUCCGGGCCUUUUUAAAGACCUGGUCAACAUGCUGAUGCACCAUGACAGGUUUAAGGUGUUUGCAGACUAUGAAGAUUACAUCCAGUGUCAGGAUAAGGUCAGCGCUCUCUACAAGGACACCAAAGCCUGGACCAAGAAGGUCAUCCACAACAUCGCCGGCUGUGGCAAAUUUUCCAGCGACCGCACCAUCUCCCAGUACGCCCGGGAGAUUUGGGGCAUGGAGCCAAAUUUGGAGAAGAUUGCUGCCCCGGACGACCCUCGCUAAACCGCCGGACGUGGCCGCGUGGGACGCCGCGCCCUGUAGCUCCUCCCUGCACUGUGGAGUCCCUCCUGCUUCCUUAGCCUCCAUCCUGCCUUCCUCUUCGUCAUGCUUUACCACAUCUUUGGUGACAAAGAUUUACGUAGAAGUUUUACAGAUGUUUUCCGUGCUCCAGUUAUCAAACUCACUGCUGAACGAAACCUUUACAUGUCCACAUCCACGCGUCCAACCUAAACAUUUAAAGCGUUAGCUGCUGUAGAGGUCUAGAUUGGUCUAAGUCAUGACUUUGUUUGAUUCCAGUGAUGCUUCAUGGAUCUGUUCUACUUUGAGGUUUCAGACACUCGUCUCUGGCAUUCCUCCUUAACAAAAGGCAGCAGAAAUCCAAACCAGCGUGUUUUAACCGUUCCACAUCUGUCGGGGUGAAAGGCAGACAUUCCUCCACGUUUGCAGCUCCUUCAUCCCCAACGUCAUGUUUCAUAGAUUCUCCACUGUUGUACCUGUUUGAAGGUGUUAAAGGAAUGUAUUUGUGUCCAUUAAGAUUAUUGUUGGUUCUAGUGGAGUGCCUGAAUGCUAAUGUACGCUCAGUUGUGAUGUCUGUAGCAUGUUUGUGUGUCUUCUUCAUUCAUGUUUCUUGUCUAAUUCUCUAAAGUGACCUAGAAAGAACGUUUUCUCUGCCUACAAAGAAAAAUGAUCUAACUUUGGAAAUUAGUCAGGCCUGAUACUGAUACUGCACUGUGACGUGUUGAUGCUCUGUAGCGCCAUCUGGUGGUUCUGCUGCUGCUCCCACCUCUGACUGUAGAAGGCCAGCAGCAGCACAACCUGCUGCCUCAGUGUCAGGGCUUUUAUUUUGAAAAAUAAAGCUGCAAUGAUCCAAC